Acanthaster planci (crown-of-thorns starfish) is the source of this 5807-nucleotide messenger RNA. RefSeq names its product SCY1-like protein 2. NCBI's taxonomy places the organism in Eukaryota, Metazoa, Echinodermata, Asteroidea, Valvatida, Acanthasteridae. Gene Ontology annotation, molecular function: protein kinase activity; ATP binding. The record is from RefSeq and is a predicted model, not a curated record. Gene Ontology annotation, biological process: protein phosphorylation.
GAGGGCGCACUUGACGUUCUCUGGAUGUGAAACAAAAAUUGUACAACAGGGUACAACUUACAAGAUCGAAUAACUGCAGGCGGAACCCCUUUAUGAUGUCAGUUUGCAUUAGAUUGGCAACCCCCUUUGAGUGAUGAGCGGAGCUUAAUCACCAUGGAGAUGUUAAACAGGCUGAAGAGCACCGUCGAGGGUUUGAUUGGUAACCCUGUGGUCAGUCAGUAUGACAUCACAGCAGGGCAGAUUGCCAGUGGCGGGCUGGCCUGUCUGUGGAAAAUCUAUCACGGGGUCAAGCGAUCGACCAAGCAGGAGGCUGCAAUCUUUGUCUUUGAAAAGAAACUCCUGGAUCGCUUUUACAAGAAAGACAGAGAGGCGGUCUUGGAAGUUUUGCGAAGGGGCCCCACCCAGCUGACCCGACUCAGACACCCCUGUUUAUUGACCGUCCAAACCCCAAUGGAAGAGUCAAGAGACAGCCUGGCUUUUGCAACCGAGCCGGUGUUUGCAAGUCUGGCCAACAUCCUCGGCCGCCAUGACAACCUGAGCCCGGUCCCCGAGAACAUCAAGGGUCACGAGUUGUAUGAGGUUGAGAUCAAGUACGGACUCCUCCAGGUUACGGAAGGGCUGAAAUUUCUCCACAAUGAUGUCCAUAUGAUCCAUAGUAAUGUUGUCCCCGAGAAUAUUAUUCUGAAUGCCAGUGGAGCAUGGAAACUGGCAGGGUUUGAUUUCUGCAGUCAGUCCGUCACGCCCCAAGACCAAGCGCCAACUUUCCCGAUGCGAGAGUGGAACCCUGACUUCCCGGCUGCGGCUCAGCCGAGGUUAGAGUACCUGGCCCCAGAGUACGUGCUGACAAUGAGCUGCGAGACGGCAAGCGACAUGUUCUCCCUUGGCAUGCUAAUGUACGCCACCAUGAACCGGGGCAAGACGCUAUUUGACUGCAACGAGAGCUUGCAGACCUUCAAGCGCAACUGCCAACAGCUCAAAUGUCUGAACCUAUCAUUAUUGGGCAGUCUCAGCGAUGGUCUAAAGGAGUACGUCAAGAUGUUACUCAGCGCUACUCCCACUGUGCGACCCGAUGCUGACCAGAUAUCAAAGAUCCCGUUCUUUGAGGAUGUCGGCUCCAUAACCUUGCAGUAUUUGGACUCGCUGUUCCAACGAGAUAACCUUGCCAAGUCACAAUUCUUCAAAGGGCUUCCCAAAGUCUUGUCAAAUCUUCCCAAGCGCGUGGUUCACCAGCGAGUCCUGCCCUGCUUGAGCAAGGAGCUCGUUAACCGAGAUAUGAUACCCUUCGUCCUGCCCAACCUUCUGCACAUUGCGGACAGCUGCACAGACCAGGAGUACAUCAGGCUAGUCCUGCCAGAACUCAAACCGGUCUUCAAAGUACAGGAACCAGUCCAGGUGAUGCUGAUCUUCAUGCAGAGGAUGGACAUGCUGUUGACCAAGACACCUCCAGACGAUAUCAAAAACCACGUCCUACCUCUGGUCUACCGAGCACUAGAGGCACCUGCUCCACAGAUACAGGAACUUUGUCUGACUAUCCUCCCCACCUUUGCCAGUUUGAUUGACCAGGCUUCCAUGAAACAUGCCAUCAUGCCUCGCAUUAAGAAGUUGUGUCUGGAAACUGACCGCUUAUCAUCUCGCGUGGGGUCUCUUGUCUGCACGGGCAAGUUGAUGGACCACAUGGAUAAAUGGUUCGUUAUCGACGAGGUGCUACCAAUGGUCAUGGCAAUUCCUUCCAGAGAACCUGCAGUUCUCAUGGGCAUGUUGGGGAUCGUCAAGUUGGCCAUUAGCCACAAGAAGUUGGGUGUGACGAAGGAACUCGCUGCUACCAAGUUGCUUCCGUUCCUCUUCCCGCUCUGUAUCGAUAAUAACCUCAACUUGAAUCAGUUCAACGCUUUUAUGUCUGUGAUCAAAGAACUCCUCCGUCACGUGGAAAGUGAACAACGCGGGAAACUGGAGCAACUCAACUCAAUGCAAGAAGAGCAAAAAACAUCCAUUGAUUUCAACCAAAGGCUCCAGCAUCAGACCAAGGCAGAGGAGAAUCCUUUUGCAACAAUGGGAAUCAGUAACAGCGCCGGCCAGACCGGAUCCAUGAUGGAUGACAUGUUCAAGACGUUUGGUCUGAGUGAGUACCUUGGUGACGCCAGCAACAAAGUUGAGGCAAUCAAUCGUGGAACCAGUCCCAGCAGCUCCAAACCGGGCCAAACCAGUUCCCCCUCUUCCUCUUCCUCCCCAUCGUCAUCAACGGCCACGAAAUACAAACAGCCGACCCAGGUAUCACUGACGAUGGAGGAGAAGCAGAGAAUUCUCAGUGAGCAGGAAUUUCAAGAGAGGGCAAAGAAGCAGAAGCCAUUAACGGCUGGAGGAAAGACUAAGACACCAGAGCCGAAACCACAGUCCAAGGAUUUGUCUGGCACACUGCUUGACUCAUCACUGAACUCAAAACCUAACUACAGUCUGACUGCUACAAACUUGACAGCGGGUGGCUUAGGCUCAAAUGCAGCCGCUCUUUCGUUCGGCAUUAGCAGCAGUGGGGGAGGCCAGACAUGGGGUAUGAAUUCCUCAAUUGGAUCUGGAGGGACUGGAAUAAAGACUAGUCAGGCUUCUCUUGGAAGUGGAGCAGUUGGGACAGGUUUUGGAGGAAUGGCCAACAGCCAGUCAUCAGUGGCUCAAAAACCUAACAUGGCUGCCUUGGAUAACCUGCUUGGACCUUCUCAGAAGCCAAAACAGACGCUAAAUCAAAUGGCACCCAAAUCAUCAACAGGAGCACAAGGCAUGAUGGGAUCCCAUCGCAUGGUUGGAAACCAAAGCAUAACGGGAAAGCAAAGCAUGACGGGAUAUCCAGGCAUGAUGGGAAAUCCAGGCACGAUGGGAAAUCUGAGCAUGAUGGGAAGUCAGGGCAUGACGGGAAACCAGGGCAUAACAGGAAACCAGAGCAUGGUGGGAAAUCCAGGCAUGAUGGGAAAUCAAAGCAUGAUGGGAAAUCAAAGCAUGAUGGCAAACCAAGCCAUGGUGGGGAACCAAGCUGGAAUGGGCGGCACACAGAGAUUUUUGGGAGGCAACCAGGGUAUGAUAGGUAGACCAUCCCAAGGCAUGAUGGGAAGCUCCCAGAGUUCCAUGGCAGGACAGCAAGGCAUGAUGGGAGGAUUUGACCCACUGGCUGGUAGUAGCCAGCCAGGAAAAACACAGCAGCAGAGAUCUGACAAUUUGAUGGGGUUCUUGGGAUGAAGAUUGAUUUGAUAUGACAUGUACUUAACCAAUGAUGACCUGUCAUCCCACUAAGAUUGUCGGAGCAGAACAUUCCACUGUUAAUUUGCUUGAUAAUUUUAGCAAUACCUCCCUGGAAAACUUCAUUUGCAUAGUCUAUUUUACGUUUGUAGCCAAUAGUUAUGUAAUGUUGAUAUUCAUUUGGAUAGGCUGGAAGACUGGAUUUACUCCGAUUUAGUCCUGUAAUAUUUUCACAAAGUUUUAUUUAUGGAAAUUUUAUUGCCAAUACUUCUGGUGUUGACAGCAAACAAAUGGUGGACUUUAGUUUACAGACACAGGUUGCAGUGAGAGACGGUACAUAAAUUAAUCUCACAUUCACUGUUUGCACAGCCAUCUUGCUACUGGUGCUUUCGUAUCCACAUUAGUCUCCAUUCUAGGCUGACUUUUCUUUAGUGUUAGCUUGCUACUGUGUAGAUUUUAACAUGGUUGCAAGUUGCCCAAAUGACAUGGUAAGUGCGCAAAGGAAUUUUCAGUUAGCAUCAAAAUGCUUUGUAACUAAAACCUCAAAUAUUGCUGUCCUUUUAUAGUUUUACAGUUUUCAGUCAGUUACGGCAGAUUUGAAUGGAGUCUACUCUUUGUUUGCCUUACAAGCAAAGGUCACUGGCACAGUUUUUGAUUAACAAUGUACCCUUUCAUAGUCAUGGAUUGAUACCUUGCAUAAUGUACUGCAAGUCUUUCUGAACAAGUCCAUUCAGCUCUGGUCUGUUGAAACAUUUCAAGAAUCUCGCCCAAAUCCAACUUUGUCACAUUUGCAAACUGGCUGUAUCGUUUUGUAGAGCCAUAUAAGUGUUCUUAUGUAUUUGAAGUCUUUUUGUUUGACUUGUUACAUAUAAAAAUUUGAAAGUCAUGCAUGCCUUAUUUUGAUCAUGAUUGUUGCAUGCUGCCAAAGUCCAGUGUCUGCAUGAUAAGUGGGCAUAUAGUCCAUUAAUUUGCCACCAGUUUGUAGAUGCCUCCUCUGUAGGUACUCAGUUGUGGUCAGGGCUAAAGGCUGAUUGUAGGCUGACCCGUAAGACAUAUUGGACAGUACACAAAGACAACUCAGAGGCAUAUUCAAGAGGGGGGGACUUGCCACAUCUUGUUUUAUUUUACUGUUAUUACGCGUAUUUGUUCAUUUAGGAAUUGAAAGCAGUUACAAUCUAUAAACAAGGGGGAUAGAAUUCUUUUACGGAUGAAAUAUAAAAAUAAUUUCCAUUUUUAUUCCCUCCCCCCAACUCAGGACGUGGAUACACCAAGAAAAAUGUCGAAAACCAUUAUUUCUACCCACCGUUUGCAUGCAUCUAAGGGAAAAUAAUUCUACACCGCUUGUUCCGUCCAACAGUGAGGUGUUCCAUAUCGCAACAUUUAAUGUUAUUAAAAUGUGAUUUGCACGAUUAGUAAUAUACAUGUUGAUGUAUUUAGUUUAUUCAAUAUUGCGCCUAUUAUGUACUGCAAUACAUAAUUUGUAGAUAUUCUCCACCCAUUUUUUAAUUUUAUUUUAUUUCUUUUUUACCCUGGGGAGACCUGUCAGUGUCAAGCACUGUUUUCCACAGGUGCCCAGCAAUUAUAAUCAUUACAGAUUUAUUCAGAUUAGUUAUGACAUACUCGCCAAAUAAUUAAAAGUCCAACAGUACACAGCACUAAAAACAAAAUACAAAAAAUUUUAAGGCACACAUAUAAUAAAAAAACAGACAUUGAGAAGUUUGCACAGGAACUAACAAAAACAUCAAAACAAAACUUCAAAAACAACAAAAACCAGGCUUACGAAUUGUUGUGUUAAUAUAUUUGUAUUUGCAUCAAUCAGUGGGUUACCUGAUAGUCACUACUCAGUACUAUUAAUGUGGAGGAACAUUAAUCUUUACAUUAAGCAUAAAUUGGUGUUUAAUUAUGUCAUUAAUUUUCAAACUGUGCAAUUAUGAUGUAACACAAAAAGCAAAAAGGUGAGUAAAUAUUGCAAUUUUGAAUGAAUUUGUUGUGGGGUAGUUUUAUUUGUAUUUAAGAUGUUCUUAAAUUGUUUGUUCGGUUUCUGACCUUUAUUGUUUAAAUCUGGAUCAGGCCAAAUUAAAGUCGAUUUUGGGUGGUUUAGAUGCUACUGGAGAACGGCGGGUGAUGGCUAAUACUCGAGCUUUGCAGUAAAUAAGCAUAAUGAAGUUAAUCGCUUUGUGAUUUUACUAUGAAAAGGGUUUGUCCUGUGACGCACUAUCAAUGCGUCAAAAAUUAAGAGACAUUUGUCAGCCCCUAGUUUUCCCAGGGACGGGCCAAAUGUUCAACUACUGUACAAUGUUCACGCAAUCGAAUUCCAAAAUAAACCAUAAAACAUCGUGACAGGUGCCAUGAGGCCACGGAGGUGGAAACAGGCGAAUCCAUAAAGUUUGAGAGGGGUGGUCUUUUAGAGAUGCUUACUCCAGUAUAAAGUUGUGUCUUGUCUAAUUGACAAAAAGUUAUCUGAAGUUCUUGAAGGAUAUUACUGUUCCAUUCAGAACUAUGGGAAUAAUUUGAUUACCGUUCAGUACUCUCAGUACCAUAUGGAGAGAAUAAAAUAUCCUAUUUGAAUAGGGUGUUCCACUCGA